Molecule: messenger RNA, 1503 nt
Organism: Tuber melanosporum (Perigord truffle)
Lineage: Eukaryota; Fungi; Ascomycota; Pezizomycetes; Pezizales; Tuberaceae
Exons: 2
Coding region: 1-1503 (500 amino acids)
Source: RefSeq, a predicted model, not a curated record
AUGCAUCGUUUGCGUACUUUCAGAAAGGCGAAGGAAGAGGACGAAUCCAUUCCUCCGGUGCCGACACCACCUUCCAAUCACAAGGGUUUCAAAUGGGGAAAGAACUCGUCUCCUCCACCAAAACAGCAACCGGAGCUGGACCUUCAACAUGUGCUACCUCCUACAGAUGACUUUAGGACUUCCUUGUUGAUGCCCAAUCUUGCACAACGGUUCAGCAUUCUCCAGAUGGAGCAGGCAGCUGCGGCCGCGGCCGCGGCAGCAGCAGCGGCUGGGAAGGUCAAUGGAGAGGGUCCUGUUACGACUGGUGUAGUUGAGGGAAAGGAUGGGCCUGCAUAUGCGUCUCCUGCUUUUACUCCAUUAGGGGAUAUCGCAGAGACCUCGUCGGUCACUGGGUCUACUAUUGGCGCCACCCGACAGAAUCGCCUGACUACGAAGUCCGAAGAGUCGUCUAAUUCGGAGCAAGAUGGGUCAAUAAUGAACCGCUCGAGAGGUGGUGAAGGGAAUGUGCUCUUUGGCGGGAGACAGAAAAUUUAUCGCGUACCGACUGGGGUAUCUAGGAUGGGUUCUUCCGAGGACCUGCCAGGUAGAUCUGCUUCUCCUAUGAGUGGCCGGGCCGUGUAUGAUAAUGACGUGAUGGAUUCUGCGUUUGCGAAGCCGCGAAAGGGAUCGCAGGAUCAGGAGGCGAGCAUGGACGGUCCUGGAGAUUAUAAUAAGAACAGAUAUACCAGCUCCUCGACGAACUCUACGCCCACAACUACCACUCGGUCGUCUACCGCAGCUACCUCGGUUGCAUCUAAUACUAAUUCUGUCUCAAUACCUACCUCUACAUCCACAUCUUCACUUCCGACCGUUGGGUCGGGGUCCAUGGCUUCAAGUAAACCCCGAAGGCCACUGUAUGAGCAGGCUUUGGAUCAACAACUUCAGGAUCAUCAAAAUUCGGCUGCUGGAAGAUUAGAAAGACUCGCUUCUAUCCGAAAAUUGGGCACAACAAGCCCUCCAAUGGCUAGUUAUUCGAAUGGCAACAGUUCUCGAUCUGGACCUCAGUAUACCUCGCCUACUUCUCCUACAUCAAUUCAUAGUAAAAACCAAUGGCCUAGAAAGCGGCCUGAUUCGCCUUUAUCACCCCCCGAAGAGGUAGCACACGAGGAAGAGGAGGAAGAAAAAACAAAGGAAAUUGGACCGAGGAAACAGGAUACUGAAGUAUUGUCGUCGAAUCUUGGAACUUUUAACUUUGGCUUGGGACUGGCUUCUCAGACUCCUAUUAGUCCCCCAGUUUCCGCGAAUAUUGUAGAGUUCCCUAUCCAAAGCCCGUUCAGCCCUGGAGAUCUGCCUGGAGAGCAAAUGAGACAAGGGAGCCCGGAGAGAGUUGUUAGUCCUCCGCCCCAAGAGGAGAGGAUUCCUUUGGAUAGUCAGAGGGGCCGGAGGUUAAGUAGGGACGAGGACAGAACUGAAUCCCGGGCUUUCCUGUCUAUGCGAAGCAGCUCCACUGGGUGGCGACCAUGA